This is a messenger RNA of Plasmodium yoelii, 5295 nucleotides long. RefSeq names its product P-type ATPase. Gene Ontology annotation, molecular function: nucleotide binding; ATPase-coupled intramembrane lipid carrier activity. Lineage: Eukaryota; Apicomplexa; Aconoidasida; Haemosporida; Plasmodiidae. Gene Ontology annotation, biological process: phospholipid translocation. Bases 1 to 5295 code for a protein of 1764 amino acids. The record is from RefSeq and is a predicted model, not a curated record. Gene Ontology annotation, cellular component: plasma membrane. The transcript has a single exon.
AUGCUGAACGGACUACAAAAGUUAUCAAAAAAGUUGAUAGAUUGGAUAUCAGUAAAAAUAAAAGGGAAAAAUAAUGAGAACCGGAUUUAUUUAAUCUCUAAUUUUGAAAUAAAUAAAGAAGAUCAUGAGUUGUAUUUAAAAAAUGCCCAAAAAAAAUUGGAAGAAGAACAAUUAAAUAUUGAUAUAAUACAUGGAAUAAAACAUCGAAAUGAGAUCAGGACGGCUAAAUAUAAAAUAUACACUUUUUUACCUCUUAUUGUUUUUUUCCAAUUUUUAAGAUUAGGUAAUUUAUAUUUUUUAUCGAUAUCGGCGUUACAACUAAUACCUGAAAUAACAGAUUCAAAAGGAAUGCCCACAUAUUUGAUUCCAUUAGUUUUUAUAAUAGUUGUAUCUAUGAUUAAAGAAUUUUUUGAAGAUUGGCAAAGACAUAAAUCGGAUAAUGAAGAAAAUUCUAAAAAAACAAUGGUUUUUGAAAAUGGAAUUUUAAAAGAAAAAAAAUGGGCAGACAUAAAAGAUGGUGAUGUAGUUAAAAUAUUUGCAUAUGAAUAUUUCCCUGCUGAUUUAAUUCUAUUAAAUUGCUCAAAUAAAAAAGGUAUAGUUAAUAUUGAAACAAAAAAUGUAGAUGGGGAAUCUAAUGUGAAGCACAAAUAUUGCUUAUCGGAUAUAUCCAAAUAUUUUAAUCAUGAUAAAUAUGCAGGAUAUUGCAGAGUUGAAUUAAUAAGUGAAAGACCCAAUGAUGAUAUUUUCGAUUAUAGUGGGCAUAUUAUAUUACCUCCAUUACAGUUCAAAAAUAAAAAUGGGGAUUUGGUUCGAUUUUAUGACAAGCAAAAUAGUAUCAAUAGAGAAAAUCAAAAUGACGACAUGGAAACCCAAAAAGAAAGCCCCAAUACUAAUGUUACAAUGGAAAAAGGAGAAUUUCAUAUAAAUGAUAAAAUACAAAACGAAAAAAAAUAUGAAACAACUCACAUGAAAGCGAAAAAGGAGAAUAACAAAAAUGGCGAACAAAUUGAAGAAGGAGAAAAGGAGAACAAAAAUAUAAUUAAUAUAAAUAUAGACAAUUUAGUAUUAAGAGGUACAUCACUUGUAAACACAAAAUGGAUAUACGGAUUAGUUAUAAACACUGGAAAUAGAACAAAAUUAAUGAGAAAUGCGUCAACUAAAUCACGAGAAAAAUGGUCACGGCUUGAAUUUGUAUAUGGCAAUCAUGUAAUUGUAUUAAUCAUGUGUCAAAUAUUUAUUUCUUUUAUUGUAGCUAUAGGGGGAGUUUUAUGGAUGCGAAAACAAGGAUAUAAUUUAUGGUAUUUAAAUUUAUAUUACAAUUCUGAUAGUUUAAAAACAUUUUUUAUUACAAUAGGUUCUAUGAUUCUUUUGUUUGGGUCAUUUAUACCAGUUGAUUUAUUACUGAUAUGGGAAGUAGUAAGAUUAUUACAAGGAUAUUUAAUUAAUUGGGAUAACGAUAUGUGUAGUAAAAAAACAGGAAGGUAUGCAUUAAGUAAAGCUGGACAAUUGUUAGAAGAAAUGGGUAAUGUAACUCACAUAUAUUCAGAUAAAACAGGAACAUUAACACAAAAUGUUAUGCAAUUACAAAAUAUUGGCUUAGGGAAUAAGGGGGUAUAUGGAUUUUAUGAUUUUAGUGAUAUUAAAGAAACCAUUGUUGAUAAAAAAAAAAAAGAAAUAGUAAAAAUAAAUGAAAACAGGAAAAUAAAUAGAUACGAUAAUGCUGAACAUAUUGAUUCCAUUGGUUUUCAAUCUGAAGACAGUUCUAACACAAGCAAAAGUGAAAAUGGCGACAUUAAUGAUUCACAUGCAAUUAAUAACUAUUGUGAAGAUGAUAAUAAUAAUAAUUACCUUGAUAAGAAAAAAGUAUAUAUAAAAGAGCUAGAAAAAGAGAAAGAUGAUGAAAAUUGGGUAAUAUCAAAAAAUAAAAUAAAGGGAGAUCCACCACAUAAUAAAAGUAUGUCUUAUAUGGUGGAUCCAUUGAAUUGGUCGAGAACAUCUAUAAACCCUCAUAAAAUUAAAAGGAAACAUAUACGUUUAAAUAGUUUAUCUCAUAACGAAACUAUUACAAAUAUAUAUUCAGAAAAAGAUUUUGUGAGAGGAGAAAAUGAAUUUGUUUUUUUUAAUCGAAUAUUAUUUGUUAAUAAAAUAUAUAGCAUAAGAAAAGAGACAGAGGAUCAAAUUUAUUUUUUGUUACUGGUUCUGAGUUUAUGUCAUAGUGCCAUGAUAAGAAAUGUAGAUAUCGAUGACAUGGAUAUUGAAAGCAGCGAUGAUGAUAUGAGUAUUGAUAAUGAUGAUGAAGAUAUCGAAGAUGUCGAUAAGAAUAAAAAAAAAAAAAAAAAUAAUAGAAAUGAAAAAAUGAAAAUAUACGAUAAAGAAACAAAAAUUAAUUAUACGUACCUAACACCAACGCAACCACAAUAUGAUGCAAGUUCACCUGAUGAGCUUGCGUUAAUUAGCACAUCAUUAUAUCUAGGAUGCGAAUUUAUAAAUAGACCAAAUUUAAGAACUAUUGAAAUUGAACUAACAUCAUCUUUUGCUCAAAGAUUUAUUUUAGGGGAAAAAUGCUAUAAUAAUUUUAUGAAAAAAAAAAGUUAUUAUGAAGAUAAUUUUGACACAUAUUUCCCAAAUGCAUACAUAAAUAAAGAAGGAAAAAAGGAAUCUAAACUUGGUGAAAAUCUUAUGAAAAAAAAUAAUAACAAUAAUAAUACCAACGCAAAAGAUAUUAGUAACAGUUUUCAUAUGUCUAUACCGAUUAGAAACAUGUUUAUAUCUAAUAAGGCGAAUACUAAAGAACCCAUUAAAAGUGAAGAAGAAAGAGAAAAAAUGCUAUAUAAAAAAAUUGUUCCAAUUUUAUCUUUUGAAAUAUUAGAUGUUUUUCCUUUUGAUAAUGUUAGAAAAAGAAUGUCAUUAAUUGUAAAAAAUGAGAAAGAUGAAAUAUUUAUGUUAAUAAAAGGUGCUGAUACAAGUGUAUUAAAAUUAGCUUCAAAAAACCAAAACCAUAUUGUUGAUCAUGUAGAAUAUCAAUUAAAUGCGUUUGCUACAUCUGGGCUUAGAACUUUAGUGUUAGGAUAUAAGCAUUUGACGAAAGAAGAAUUUAAAAUAAUGUAUAAUGACCAUAUAGAAAAUAGAAAACAAUCCGAGUUAUUAAAAGAUGAUACAUAUUUACAAAAUUUUUAUGAUGAAUAUGAAAAUAAUUUACUAAUUAUUGGGUGUACUGGUAUUGAUGAUAAAUUACAAGACGAUGUUCCUCAAGUUAUACAAGAUCUACGAGAUGCAGGUAUAACUAUAUGUGUUUUAACUGGGGAUAAAUUAGAAACAGCAAUAAAUAUAGGACAUUCAAUUAAUAUAUUAAAUAAACAUACAUAUAAUGCUGUGUUUACAGAAACAGAUAGUAAUAUUUUAUUAGAACAAAUGAACACACAUGAAAAAAAUACCAAUGCUGCAAAUUUAUUAAAUGCUGAUCAUAGCACAAAGUGGUGGAAUAGUGUUAAUUGGGAGAAUUUAAAUUUAGAUCUAAGAUCCGAAACAAUUUUAAAUUUUAUGAAAACGAAUUUUUUUAAUUCCGAAAAAAAAAAUAUAAUCCCACACCAAACUAUGGUUGAUUUGAAAAAUGAUAAGCACCAUUCUUCAUCAGUAUUAGCAAAACAAGAAAAAGUUUAUAGCUCCUUUUUGGAAUCUCGUGAAUCAUUGGGAAACGUUAAGAGCAGUUCUGAAAGUGUACGAAUGUAUAGAAAAAUGGGAAAGAGUAAUGAUCAUGAUCUUGAUAGUGAGAAUCAUGAGCUUGAUAGUGAUAAUCCCUGUAAGCUCAAAGACAGAAUGCACUAUUCGCAAUUUUCUAUAACAAUCACAGGGGAAUCUCUUGAUGUAAUAAUGAAAAAUAAAAUAUUAAAAAUAAAAUUUUAUACCUUGGCAAGAAGUGCAUCUACUCUUAUAGCUUGUAGAGUAACCCCUAAACAAAAAUCAUUAUUUGUUAAGGAAAAUUCAGCAUUUAAUCCAAGAGGAACAUCAUUAGCUAUUGGAGAUGGGGCUAAUGAUGUAGGUAUGAUUUUAAUGGCAAAUGUUGGCGUAGGUAUAGCCGGAAAAGAAGGUUUACAAGCUGCUAGAUCUUCUGAUUUUACUAUUAGUGAAUUUAAAUACUUAAAAAAAUUAUUAUUUGUGCAUGGUAGAGAAUCGUUACGAAGGAAUUCCUUUUUGGUAUAUUUUUGUAUUUUUCGCAAUGUUAGCUUUUGCUUAUGUUCUAUGAUUUUAAUAUUUUGGACGGGAUAUAGUGCUACUGAUGCUUGGAAUCCAUGGACAAAACAAAUUAUUAAUAUAGCAUUUACUUCUUUACCUGUUAUAUUUUUUGUAGCUUUAGAUAAGCAAUUACCACAUAAUAUAUUAUUAAAUAAUCCACUAUUAUAUGAAACAUCCCCAUCUACUUUAUGGCCUCUUUAUGCUAAUAAAAAGAUUUACUAUUAUACGAGAAAAAUAAAAAAUUAUUGUAAAAAAUUUACGAAUUUUUUUUUAUUACCAUUUAAAUAUAUACCAUAUUUUCAAAAAUAUCUUGAAAAAAUUAAAUCAUGGAUUGGGAAAAGAUCAAAACCUGAAAAGUUUCGUUCUUACGGUACUCAUUUUUUAUUGAUUUACUUAUUAUUUGCAAUUUGGCUAGCUGCUGUUGAAACAAUUAUUAUAUUGCAUUUUUCUACGGGACAAGACCAUUCUAUAUUUCACAAUGAUCGCAGUGUAGAUGUAGAUUUUAGCACAUUUUCACAGAUGUUAUAUACUCAUCAUAUUAUUGCCGUUAAUGCAGUAGUAGCUUUAAUGAUAAAUACAUGGUUUGUCAUAUCUCAUGUUGUUUUAUGGUUUGAAAUAAUUGUAACACUAUUAUUUUGGUUUGUAAUAAGUAAUAUAAAAGUUUUUCUGGAUAUUGUUGGAGCAGACGAAUUACAUGGGACUUUUGAAAAAGCACAUUCAUCUAGUAAUUAUUAUAUGUCUACAAUUAUAUCUUUAUAUACAUCUAUGUUACCAUUAUUAAUAUUAAUGACAUAUCAAUUUAUGAAGAAACCAACAAUGGAACAAAUUGUUCUCGAACAAAUAAAUAUGGGAAAGUUUGAAGGACUAAGAAAGUGCCAAAUUAAAAAAUUAGCAUAUAUUGAUAGUCAAAGUAGUUCAAAUUAUUUUACUCAUAAAGGUUUUGCAUUUGCAGUAGAGGCAAAAGGGGCUUUUUGGGGAUUAGUACAAAAAGCAAUUUACAAAAUUAAGAUACCCAUAUCAAUGGAUGAAAAUUCAUUUCUUAUGUUGAAAAAGAAAACAUAA